Molecule: messenger RNA, 2416 nt
Organism: Bombyx mori (domestic silkworm)
Lineage: Eukaryota; Metazoa; Arthropoda; Insecta; Lepidoptera; Bombycidae
Gene: Aldh7A1
Product: putative aldehyde dehydrogenase family 7 member A1 homolog
Exons: 8
Coding region: 32-1645 (537 amino acids)
Molecular function (GO): aldehyde dehydrogenase (NAD+) activity
Source: RefSeq, a predicted model, not a curated record
UUUAUUGUAGACCUUAGCUUUAAAUGCACCGAUGAGUUUGUUGUGUAGAGCUGUGUUAUCGCUUCGCUAUAUUAGAGUACCAAUGGCUCGCAACGCAUCAACAGCUUUCCUCAUAGAGGACCCGAAGUACUCGUUUUUGAAGGAUUUAGGUUUAAAAGAAAACAAUGUUGGAGUUUUUAACGGAAAAUGGAAAGCAAACGGCGAGGUAAUUAAGUCUUAUAGUCCGGCAAAUGGCAAAGUGAUAGCAGAAGUGCAAGCGGGCAGCGCAGCCGAUUAUGAGGCGUGCGCCAGUGCGGCACAGGAAGCGUGGCAUGCGUGGGCGGAACUGCCCGCGCCUGCAAGAGGCGAGGUCGUUAGACAAAUCGGAGAUGCUCUAAGGGAAAACCUUCAGCCACUUGGAAAGCUAGUGUCAUUAGAAAUGGGUAAAAUCCUGCCAGAAGCUAUCGGCGAAGUGAUCGAGUAUAUUCACGUGUGUGACUUAGCUUUGGGUCUGUCCCGCACACUCCCCGGUACUGUGUUCCCGUCAGAGCGUCCCGGACACGUCCUGAUCGAAAAAUGGAACCCGCUUGGUGUUGUUGGCAUCAUAACAGCCUUCAACUUUCCUGUGGCUGUUUUUGGAUGGAAUAGCGCUAUCGCUAUGGUUUGUGGUGACGCAACUGUUUGGAAACCAUCAGAAACAACACCGCUCGUAGCCGUGGCUGUGACUAAAAUUGUAGAAAGUGUGCUGCAGAAGAACAACAUACCUGGUGCCAUCGCAUCACUGUGCGUCGGUGGUAAAGGUAUCGGAGAGAAGUUGGUUAAAGACGAAAGAAUGAAACUUGUUUCCUUCACGGGCAGUACCACAGUUGGUCAACAAGUCGGAGUGGAAGUUCAGAAACGUUUCGGACGUCAUUUAUUAGAGCUGGGUGGAAACAACGCUAUUAUUGUUAACGAAGACGCAAACUUGGAGCUAUUUUUAUCCGCUGCACUUUUCGCUUGCGCUGGCACCGCUGGACAGCGUUGUACUACUACUAGAAGACUUCUAAUCCACAAAAAGUUGUAUAGCGAAGUAGUAAGCCGGCUGAAGAAAGCGUACGCAGGAGUGGUGAGCAGGAUCGGCGACCCGCUACUAGAAGAGACCCUGAUAGGGCCACUGCACACGCCCGCGGCCGUUGACGCUUACAAGAAGACCGUGGCCGAAGCUGUCAAACUUGGUGGCAAAAUCGAGUUUGGUGGGAAGAUAAUUGAACGUGAAGGUUACUUCGUGGAGCCGACCAUAAUCACAGGUCUGCCACACGACUCUCCCAUUGUGAAGACGGAAUGCUUCGCCCCCAUCGUCUACUGCAUCGAGAUACCAGAUCUUGAGACUGGGAUCCAAUACAACAACGAGGUCGAACAAGGCCUCUCCUCCAGUCUAUUCACGGAGAACUUGGGGGAUGUUUUCAAGUGGAUCGGUCCUCACGGGUCGGAUUGCGGCAUCGUGAACGUGAACAUCCCGACGAACGGCGCGGAGGUGGGCGGCGCGUUCGGCGGCGAGAAGGCGACGGGCGGCGGCCGGGAGUGCGGCUCCGACAGCUGGAAGAACUACAUGCGCCGCGCGACCGUCACCAUCAAUUACUCCGGAGCCAUCAAGCUAGCGCAAAACAUCAAGUUCGGUGACCAGUGAAACGGUACCCGUUCUACAAAUCGAUCCAACGUUCAUUUCAUUGCCUUCCAAAUAUGAUUUUAUACUGGGUGUUAGGAGACCGCUUCCGAAAACGAAGACAAACGAUAGUACUAAUGACACCUUUGAAGAUAGUUAUUUAGACAAAUGUUGUAAAUGAGUAUUAGUGCGAUCGCGCGAGUCAGCGCCCGUGCGUUCGUUGAUCCGAGCAUCAGCUGUUUUUGAUUUAGUAUUUCAUUGCUGGUAUUUUUUUUAAAUAAAGUAAUGUAUUUUUUAUGAAACUAUCAUUUCAUUUAGCAGUACUAACAUGAUGGAGCGUACAUAAUGCUAAUAAAACGUUUUAAAAAUAUGAUUUUUUUUUUAAAUCACGAUCGAUUUUUCUUGUAUGUUCCAUCAUCAAAGGUGUCAUUAGUACUAACCUUGCUUCGUUUUCAGAAGCGGACUCCUAACACUCAGUAUAUUACGACUGAUUUACGGAAGUAGUUUCCCUAAGUAAUGCGAACGGGAUUGAUGUUACGAGAGAGCUACUAAGGUCUUCAACUAUUCACAAUAUAACAAAAGCUCUCAUUAAUUAGGCCAUAAUAAAGAAGACAUGAUUCGUCACCUUGUUUUCAUAUUGUAAAACUCGUAACAUUACUGAGAAACUCCUAAUGUGAAUCAGGCCUAAAACAAAAUGGCGUAUUUCAUCAGAAUCGCGUUUUAUUUACAUUUCUCUUAACUAUAUUUUUAAGACUGAUUUUAAGGUUUCAAUAAAUGACACCGCCUUAAAUAAAA